Messenger RNA from Colletotrichum higginsianum IMI 349063, 222 nucleotides. Its product is annotated as Short-chain dehydrogenase. Lineage: Eukaryota; Fungi; Ascomycota; Sordariomycetes; Glomerellales; Glomerellaceae. Bases 1 to 222 code for a protein of 73 amino acids. The transcript has a single exon. The record is from RefSeq and is a predicted model, not a curated record.
AUGUCCUUUCCAUCCAAGACGACCCUCAUCACGGGCGCGACGUCGGGAAUCGGCCUCGCCCUGGCCGACCGCCUCGUCGCCAACGGCACCUACGUCAUCGCCGUCGGGCGCCGGACCGACCGCCUCGACGCUCUCGUCUCCGCCCACGGGCCCGAAAAGGUCGCCGCCGAGCCCUUCGACGUCACCGACCUCGAGGCCCUGCCGGCAUGGGUCGACAAAUGA